AUGUCAGACAUUGAUGAAAAUAAAGCUCUUGAACAAACGUUUGAUGUACUGCUGCACAAGAAGCUAGCCACACAAGCCCGCGAGUUAGAAGAAUCACGAAACACGGCCAGACGGUACCGAGCCCAAGUGACCCGAUUGCGAGCCGGUCUUGAGAUGAUUAUGGCCCAAAGUACUACUACUACUACUACUACUACUAAUGAUGAUGAUGAUGAUGAUGCUGAUAAUAAUAGCAAUAAGAAUGGAAUUGGCUCAGACAAGGCAACGGAAGCUCUAAAGUUACUUCAGAAAGAAACCGAACGCCACGCGAUGGAUUUAGAGAGAGAGACAAAACGUCAGUCUCUGCAAAUAGCAGCAUUGGAACACAAGGUGUCAAACCAAACCCAAAUAAAUGAAAGAAAAACCCCACAACCUCACAACAUAAUACCGCAACCCCACACUUUAGAUAAGAGUACGCAAUGCGAUCUUGGUGUGACUCAAACUGCCCUUACGAGUGGUGCUUAUGAUGGUAGCGCAAGCCGUUUCUCUGACCCGGACGGACGACGACGACUAGAGAUGGUGUUUCAGAUUCAACACACACGCGAAACAAGGUUAUUGGCGUGCCGAGUGAUGGAACUCGAAGACGAACUCGAACACGUCUAUUGCCACCAGCAGCAGCACGAAUAUGACAAACGCCAGGCAGAGCUGAGGCAAGGUGUGGCAGAACGCACGCUCCGCCAAAGAGAGUCCGAGCACAUUAGGGUCAGAGAAGGUCUGGAGGGAGAAAUUGGUCAGCUAAAAGUUAAAAUCAAUAGCUUAGAAGGAGAGGUCGUACUGGUGUGCCAGCGACAAGCAAUGUGGAUGAACUCAUUGGGCUGUAAAGCUUGA
Messenger RNA from Phycomyces blakesleeanus NRRL 1555(-), 864 nucleotides. RefSeq lists its product as hypothetical. The transcript has a single exon. Bases 1 to 864 code for a protein of 287 amino acids. Lineage: Eukaryota; Fungi; Mucoromycota; Mucoromycetes; Mucorales; Phycomycetaceae. The record is from RefSeq and is a predicted model, not a curated record.